Closterium sp. NIES-67 is the source of this 279-nucleotide messenger RNA. The record is from the annotation of a GenBank genome assembly. Lineage: Eukaryota; Viridiplantae; Streptophyta; Zygnematophyceae; Desmidiales; Closteriaceae.
CAUGGAGAAGAGGGGGGGUGAGGAGGAGGAGGAGGAGGGGGAGGAGGAGGAGGAGGAGGAGGAGGAGGAGGAGGAGGAGGAGGAGGAGGAGGAGGAGGAGGAGGAGGAGGAGGAGGAGGAGGAGGAGGAGGAGGAGGAGGAGGAGGAGGAGGAGGAGGAGGAGGAGGGGGAGGGGGGGUUGGAUAGUGCAGGAGACGAAGCCAGUAGAGUCCCUUCCGCGAGCACCUGCAAUGGCAGCGGGUACGAGGGGUAAGGGUAGCAACGGAACAGAACAGCACG